GUGGGGAUACGACCAAUAUGAAGAGAAUUCUCUGCUUGAAUCAUUGGUAGUGUUGUUCGUUUAAGCAAAUAAGUUAAACAAGAAAAAUGAAGUUUUUAAUAAUACUGGCGUUGAUUCUAACUCUGACCAUGGCCAAUGAAGUUGCUUUGCAGGAAUUCACCACUGGCAACAACUUGUUUACGGCAGCUAUCUACAGAGAAGUGAUAAAAGAAAACUUGGGGAAUUUCCUCAUUAGUCCAUUUUCCAUUCAAACAGUGUUUGCCUUGACACAGUCAGGUGCCAAAGACCCGACAGCUACUGAAAUACGCAAUAAACUGAAUUUACCAGAGACUUCUGAAAAAACUGAAGAAAUUUAUUCAGCAAUACUUCCCACUUUGAAAGGAAACGAACAAUACGCUCUUCAUACAGCGAACAAAAUCUACGUGAAGAAUGAUUACCCCGUGAAAGAAGAUUUCAAAAAUGUUGCUUCCAACGUCUAUCAAGCAGGAAUAGAAAACAUCGAUUUUACUCAAAAAACGGAAGCAGCCGAAGCUAUCAACGGCUGGGUUCAAAAACAAACCAAUAAUAAAAUACACGAUUUAAUUGAUCCUAAUACACUAGACUCAGAUACUAGAAUUAUUCUGAUAAACGCCCUCUACUUCAAAGGAAAGUGGGUUUACCCCUUCGAAUCGUACGCUACCAGGAAACGGGAUUUCUACAGAACUGCGAAAGAUGUCGUCAAAGUUGAUACAAUGCAAAACACUGAAUUGUUCAAUUAUUACGAAAGCCCCGAAUUGAAGGCGAAAUUUUUGGAAAUGCCCUACUUGGGUGAUGACGUUUCGAUGGUUAUAGUUCUUCCAAAUGAAAAAGACGGGCUUGGAUUUUUGGAAUCUCAAGUGGACAAAGUUUUUACUACACACAAUUUUACCCAGGAACGUGUCAGUGUGUCUUUGCCCAAAUUUAGUAUCGAAAAUAAAGUCCAACUGAAGAAAAUGUUACAAAACUUGGGGAUUAAAACAGCUUUCACGGACGAAGCCGAUUUGAGUGGAAUUGCGGGCAAAAAAGGUGAACUUGCUAUUAGCGAUGUUGUUCAAAAGGCUUUUAUCAACGUUACGGAAACGGGAACGGAAGCUGCAGCGGCCACUGCAGUUAUUAGCACUGAGUCACUCCCAGCGCCUCCAAAGUAUACAAUUGAAGUUGACAGGCCAUUUAUUUUUUACUUGAAACUUAAAUCUGUUAUAUUCUUUGCUGGUCGAGUUAAUUUUAAGUAGACAAUUGUCUUGUAUUGCUCUUUGUACGUCAUUGUGCUUUUACACUUGAAUUAUAUUUUAGCUUCAAUUGUGGUUACUUUAAGUCUGCCACCUCAGUAUGGAAAUGUAAAGCAAUUUAAAGCAAAUCAUCCAUUCCUCUUCUACUUGAAGUUGAACGACUUUGUGUUAUUUGCUGGAAAGUAUAACGCCUUGAACGCAUAACAUACUAUUUGCUGUAUAAUUUUUUUAUGUAUGACUUUUUAAUAAAUUUUCAAGCUUU
Messenger RNA from Tribolium madens (black flour beetle), 1509 nucleotides. RefSeq names its product antichymotrypsin-2-like. Lineage: Eukaryota; Metazoa; Arthropoda; Insecta; Coleoptera; Tenebrionidae. The record is from RefSeq and is a predicted model, not a curated record. The transcript is spliced from 5 exons. The coding region runs from base 87 to 1250 and encodes 387 amino acids. Gene Ontology annotation, molecular function: serine-type endopeptidase inhibitor activity.